CCAAGGAAGAAGUAAUCUCUUCUCAAGAUCAUGUUCCUUUUGGACUUAAAAAUGAAAGACAUGAAAUGGACCCUUCAGAGUCAAGUCUAGGAUUUGUGCCUAUUACCAGUGAAAGUAAGCUUAUAGCAGUUAAAGGACCAGUACCAUGCCAGAUUUCUCUAAAUUGUGAGAAGACUACACUACCUGUUGCGUUCACCUCUCCCGCAACUCACUUUAAGCCUAUUAUUUUGCAACAAAAUGCAAAUAUAAUAAAAGAGGUUCACAAACCAACUUCUGUGCAAUGCAAGAAAGAGAUAAGAGAAGAAAAACACAUGGACCACAACAGAUCAGUAUUAUAUGAAGGAGACACAAAUGGUCAUGGUACCGAGGAUCCAGCUGUUGUUGAAACUGCACCUGAAAUACCUGAGUGUCAUUUACAAAUGCCAGCCUACUCAUCCCAAAUAUCUUCAGAAGAGCAAAAGUCUGGCAACGUGGUUAUUUCUACGGUUACAUUACCAUCACGGUCUGAUUCCUCGCAUCUUUUACAAGAAAAGAACAUUUUAUCUGAAGUUUCUUCAAGCUCCUUGGCUUUUCCUGCAUCUUCCAAUACUCUUCAUAUAAAUAACAUCAUUCUCAAACAGGACACAGAGAAAAGAGUUUUAACGUUUGUACCAGUACAUUUAGCUGUAUCAGAGCAAAUACCAAAUAAACCUCUUCGUUCAAGAAUUGCUUAUGACUGCUGUCAUAGUUUGCCAGUGCUACUUUCGAGUACUAUUGCAAGUUAUAAAAUGAGCACACAAACAGAAGACGAUGCCUCCCUUCGUGAAGUGCAAAACUGUGAAAUCACUAAUACACAGAACAAGUCUGAAAAAAGUAACCAAAUUAAUAAAACCAACUGCCAAGAUCCUGAGUGUGCUACCAGUUUAGACAGUGUUUUCACUGAGCAAGGACAUGCACUGUGUACCUCAGUGAAUCAAAACACUUCCUAUCUCCUUGAUGUAGAAGCCUUGUCCCAGCAGAACAGAACAAGUGACACUUUAUUACAGAAAGUAGUUCAUCUUAUACAAGAGGAGUUUGCAUUUGAUGGCUAUCUUGAGAAUGGAGUUGAAGUUAUUAAUAUGGGUAACUUUAUUUUAACCUUAAAGGAAAUUAAGUUUGGUAUGUUCUCUGAUGCAAUUUGUGAGAAAUUUUGUGACCUGUACUGGGAUGAAAAAUUACUGGAGAAUCUCUACCAGGUUGUAAAUGGAGAAAAAGCUUCACAUUUGUGCAUAACUGAGGCAGGUGAUUCAAAAUGUGGCAGUGUAUUCCAGGAGCUGAAGCAAUCUGACAGCUUUUUGGUAAGCAGCAAUCAGAUGGAGGGAGAAGUGGAAGCAACCUUUGACAUGAAGGCUGAGCCUGUGAUGAAUACAUCACUAGACGAAAAGGACUUGGACGAGUCACCUGCACAUAACUGUGAAAAAGAAUUCAGGCUGCAGAAUACUAUUCUUAUAGAAAAAGAGGGACAGUGUUUACAAAGCAAUGACUGUUGUGUUGGUACAGGCUUUGCAGAAGAAAAUAUGGAGCCAGGGGAAGAGAGCAUGAUAAAGACAGCUGAAAACAGCUACCUUGCGUCUCCCAACCUACCUGACUUUCACAGCUGUAAUCCUGGUUGGAGCAGUGCAUUUUAUGGAGCUGACUGUUUUGGUUCCGAAGUUCAUAGUUACGUGAAAAACCUUGGAAAGCAGAAAUCAAGUGAGUCACAAAAUAUAGAUGCUAAGAAAGUGGAACUGGAACAAUUGCUAAUGAUAGAGACAAAAAAUUAUAGAAAGACCAUAAAGUUUUAUCAGAAGCUAUUGCAGAAAGAAAGAAGAAACAAAGGUUCUGAAAUCAAAUCGAUGUUGCCCAAACUGAAAGGACAGCUACAGGAAAUGAAAUCAAAGGUGCAGUUUCUUGAACUGGUGAAGAAGUAUGUGCAGAUCAUGUAUGCGGAGCAGUGGGGUGUGGAGUCCUGUGUGCUUCCCACAGUUGUUCACAACGGCAGAACUGACACUGAAACACCAAUGCAGUAA
This is a messenger RNA of Dromaius novaehollandiae (emu), 2027 nucleotides long. RefSeq names its product kinase non-catalytic C-lobe domain-containing protein 1-like. The record is from RefSeq and is a predicted model, not a curated record. Gene Ontology annotation, molecular function: guanyl-nucleotide exchange factor activity. The transcript is spliced from 10 exons. Gene Ontology annotation, cellular component: guanyl-nucleotide exchange factor complex; neuronal cell body; dendrite. NCBI's taxonomy places the organism in Eukaryota, Metazoa, Chordata, Aves, Casuariiformes, Dromaiidae. Gene Ontology annotation, biological process: small GTPase-mediated signal transduction; regulation of dendrite morphogenesis. The coding region runs from base 66 to 2027 and encodes 653 amino acids.